AUGGCUCAUUGGACAGUGUUACAUUAUUGCCCAUUGGACAGUGUUGCAUCAUGGCCCAUUGGACAGUGUUACAUCAUUGCCCAUUGGACAGUGUUACAUCAUGGCCCAUUGGACAGUGUUGCAUCAUGGCCCAUUGGACAGUGUUACAUCAUUGCCCAUUGGACAGUGUUACAUCACGGCCCAUUGGACAGUGUUACAUCACUGCCCAUUGGACAGUGUUACAUCACUGCCCAUUGGACAGUGUUACAUCAUUGCCCAUUGGACAGUGUUACAUCAUUGCCCAUAUUUGGACAGUAUGUAACAUCAUUGUCCAUAUUUGGACAGAUGAGGGUCAGCGAGGUCGACUCGGUGCAGCGAUGGUUGGAAGAUUUGCGUGGUAUGACGGAGACAGAAUGUAUGUGUAUAUUACAAGGAAAGUCAAUCUCAGGAGCAGUUAAGGAAGGAGUUAAAACAAAACAGAUUCACUCAAUAAAAGAUAAACUACAAUACCUCAGGCAUCGGGCUAGUGCAAUAAAUGCUAAGUUUGCGAACACAUAUCAUUUUCAGACUAUUAAUGGUGCGAAUCCUUUAGCAUAUCCUGUUGCCAGUUGCCUUGGUAACCUGGAGGAAUCAUUUACAAAGCUUGUCUAUAUGCUAGAGUCACAUUUAGCAAAGAUUUUAUUUGAGUGGUUAGACGACGAUUCAAGCUGUUGCGUUAAAACUGCCAUUACAGUGAUCACUAAUCUAGCACAAGAAAACGACGAGUGGAGCUUGCUCAUUGCAAAGGAAGGUGGUGUUAGUGCGUUGUUUCAGCUGUGUCGGCAAGAUACUUUCUCGUUUUUACGCACCGAUGCUUUGAGAGCUGUUGCCAUACUUUGCUGCAUGGUGGAAAAUAUAGAUGAAUUAGAAAAGGCUGACGGUGUUGAAUGCAUUACUGAUAUACUGUGUGAUGUCAAAACAAGCGAGGAUGUGCGAACUGAAGCUGCCGGUGUGAUAGCACAGAUCACGUCACCUGACUUAGACCAUUAUAAGCAUAUUAUUGGAUUUAUUGAAAAUUUAGAAGAUCUUAUAAAAGCAUUAACAGCUCUAACAAAAGAUGCCAGCAACAGUGAUGUUUUUCUAGUUGCCACGGCAGCCAUUGCCAACGUUACUUUCAUGGACAGCAUGGCAAGUGAAUUUUUAGCUCAAUACAAUGCAGCAUCAGUACUCAUCCAGGGCUGUAAACGAAAUAAAGCGCCCUCACUCUAUGCAAAGGACCAGGUGGCAACAAUACUUGCAAACAUGGCGUGCAUUGAGCAAUGUCGGCAGGAAAUCGCAACCGAAAAUGGAAUCGGUUUAUUAGUGCAGUAUUUACACGAGAAACCACGUCCGUAUGUGAACAGUUGCAUAUCAGAAGACGAGUUGGCCGCCUGCGAAAGAGUACAUCAGAAAGCGGCUAUUGCGUUAGCAAGAAUGAGUCGCGAGAAAGUCAAUGCUGAUAUCAUCAAAAACGAAAAAGGAGUUCCACGUUUGGUGCAUCUUUGUACAGACCACAGAGCAAGGAACAGUAGUGAUUCAGUCCUUGUGGCAUGCCUGGCUGCACUUCGCAAGUUAUACUCUAUGUUGGGAGGCACAGCUUUCAGACCAGAAGAUAUAAAACAACUUGUGAAACCCAGACUAUUAGACUCGUAUCUUUAUUGUACAUCUAUGGAAGAAACAUUUGUUUGACGUCGGCUGCUAUUUUGACGCCGACCGCUAUAAAAUUGGAACCAUGUUGUAAUGUAUGGAACACGUGUACGAUGUGCAAUUGAUAGCUACAAUGUUACAGUAUUAAGUAUAUAGGAGUGAAAACAGUACAUUCUAUACACUGCUGACUCACGAGUACGUUCCUCUCAGCGUGACCAUGAACUAUAUUAUGUACAUUACUGUACACUUAUUAUGAACAUAAUGACAUUAUUGUUAUACGUCUUUCCCACCUCAAUGUUUAGAAGAGACAAAUUAAGGGAUUGU
Saccoglossus kowalevskii is the source of this 1968-nucleotide messenger RNA. RefSeq names its product protein inscuteable homolog. The record is from RefSeq and is a predicted model, not a curated record. Gene Ontology annotation, molecular function: cytoskeletal adaptor activity; protein binding. Gene Ontology annotation, cellular component: apical cortex. Lineage: Eukaryota; Metazoa; Hemichordata; Enteropneusta; Harrimaniidae. Gene Ontology annotation, biological process: apical protein localization; regulation of asymmetric cell division; establishment of mitotic spindle orientation.